Molecule: messenger RNA, 1078 nt
Organism: Parathielavia appendiculata
Lineage: Eukaryota; Fungi; Ascomycota; Sordariomycetes; Sordariales; Chaetomiaceae
Exons: 1
Coding region: 176-943 (255 amino acids)
Source: RefSeq, a predicted model, not a curated record
GCAGACCCAACCCGUUCCGGCUAGCUGUGCUGCGUUUGAGCCAGGACAGGCAUCCACUCCCGACAACACUUCACGCGAUACCAUCCACUCCCAACAACACUUCACGCGAUACCACUGUUCCAUAAACGGAAGCUGCUUCCCUCGCCAAACGCGGGGCCACAUGCUAUGGUCAUGAAUGCAGCACGGUCCUCGGCCGUCCGAAGAGCCAUGCGGAACGACGUCGAAUCACGACGGUUCCAUAUGCCUUGAGAACGAGUUGUGGGAAAGGCGGUCCCCAUUUUCACACCAGGCGCUCCAGCGGAGGUUACAAGCCAGACGUGCCGCCAAGAGCGGAUACAACGAUGCAGAAGCCGAUCAGCCGCAGUCUACCCUGAAUCCUCAUUGUCGGCCCCAAGGUCCACGCCGGGCCGCCUCCAGUCAUGGUGGUGAGCUACAGCAGACGUCCGAUAGCCGCUGCCUCUCACAGCACCAUCACUGCGGCGACAGCGUUCGGACAAGCGACCCAGAACACCGCCAUCCUCAGGUUCCGGACGACGGAGGAAAGCAGGAUGAAGAGAGUUCUGUCGUGCCGCCGCACGCGCAGGAGAGUCUGGUAGGCAUGCCAAGUGUGUCGGGCGAUGAGAGCGGCAACGAAGGUGAGCUGGCCAAUACCGCGCCGUCCAUACAGCCAUCCGCCAGCCAAAACCAGGCCAACAUUCAGCACAUCGGUUGUCGUCGACGUUGCGAUAUCGACGGCAUGGAGGACUGCUCUCCCAUUGUGGGAAGUAACGCCAAGCUGGUCAAGGAUAAGGAUGUCGUCCAGCCGCCACGAGGGAAGCGUCGCAGGGUAAACACUUCGGCCCCUACAACCCGCAGAACAGUGCCCAAGCGGCAGACACGUCUGCGUCGCACCGACUCCCCUUCACUACAGGCUCAAAGACCACCAACAACUCAAGGCUUAUAGCGCCGCCAAAGUCAGCGCAGCAUUUCCAAGCCGCGAUCUUCAGCGGGGUCCGUUUUGGAAGAGGAGACAGUCGAGGUCGCUUCCGCAAGCUUUGAGGAAUGGCCACUUGACGCGGUCCUCAAGCGCGUUUUGGUG